This is a messenger RNA of Lachancea fermentati, 2070 nucleotides long. Lineage: Eukaryota; Fungi; Ascomycota; Saccharomycetes; Saccharomycetales; Saccharomycetaceae. The record is from the annotation of a GenBank genome assembly.
AUGGGAGAUCUAGUGUUUUUUAACUUGCAGGAUGGAACGGAAGUACAUUCCCCCUCUUUGAUCGUACAUGGAAAAUGCUCUUCUAAGUCCGCUUCAUCUGUUCAAGUACAGCAUCCUCAGCUGCCUACAUUAGAGUAUGAAAUCAAUUCGAAUGUCUUCAAAUGCUUGGUUCAAUUGACCCCUGGUGAAAACAGGCUGACUUUUGUGACGAAUAGUAACGUGGCGAAGACGGUGACAUGUUCAUAUGUUCCCCUACUACAAAAUUUGCCCGUCCAUCUCUGCUUGCUUGUUGCCAGUGACUCACCUAUGGUUUUCGAUUCACCAAAGUCGCAGCGAGACCGUGAAGGAGGAAACAACCUCGACUUGGCUGUGCGCAAACUACGCGUGGGAGCCCGCCUCAUGCAGACCUUUACCAACGAACAAAUGAUGCGGAAUGGAUUUGGACAGCGUACCUUCAGGUUUGUAGAGGAGUAUGGGUGGGAUACAACUUUCAGACAACCUCAAAUGGGGAACAGAGUCAAGAUUCAUGUCAUACGCUCCUCGAAGUCCACCAAAGAAUUGCGUGAUCCCAACAUUGCCCAGCAAAAUAAGGACGCUAAAGAUGCAGGUGGACUAUUUGGCAUUGCGAUGAAUGAUUUGAAGAGCUAUGGCGGCCCGUUCACCAAUAGUGAAAAGCCUGUGCAAGCUGCUGUAAUGUUUUUAGAUACCCAUUGGGACCCCAAACUGGACCUCAUUACCGCUCAUGCUGCCUUAGGUGGAGGAGAUGGCGAUAUAAAACUGGCCAUUUUCGGAUCCCAUGGAUUAUUUUCUUGGCCAACUUGUUUUGAGGAUGUGCCAAGAUAUUUUUCAGACGAGACGAGAACAUCGAAAAGUGAAGUCGCCAAUGAUUGCAACGAAUGUGGGACUCAUUGGGAAACUCUUACAGUUACACUAGGUGCAUUUAUGCAUGAAAUAGGACACUUGUUAGGAUGCCCCCAUCAGGAAUCUGGUGUAAUGUUGCGCGAUUACGUUUGCUUGAAUCGUUCAUUUUUGACUAAAGAGGCAUUCUCUACCAGGACAAACUCAUAUGGUGCAACUCCUCCAAUCUAUCCCCGUGAAGAAUGUACUUGGCACCGCCUGGAUCUGGUGAAUUUUCUAUACCAUCCUUCGUUUACACUUCCCCAGGAUUUUUACGAUGCAUCCUUCAUGAGACCCGGUCGCAUUGGCAACUUCAAGGUAUCUGCUCCCUCUAUUUAUGUUUUACCAAACAACUGCUGUCUCUUAAAGUCAGAAACGGGAAUAUAUUCGAUUGAAAUCAUCUGUGGAGAUUUGGCAAGAGCUGCAAUCGAGUAUCUUCCACAAUCUCUUGGUGGAGCAGGCCCUCAAACAGAGGUAACCCUAUCACUAGACGAUUUGAGGGCACGCAUUCCCCCCGAUUUCUUACCUCAACAUCGUGAUACCUUCACAGUUAAAGUAAAAGCAGUUAACUCUCCCGAUACAGAGUGGAAUAAUUUCCCCAAAGUUUUGCAAGAAUCUUCAAUUGCUAUGGAAAAAUAUGGCUUUCCUUCUGGAACAAGUGGUCUCAAGUCUACUCUCUAUGGUGGUCAAAAUAGAGGUGAUGAUGUUGGAAUUGUGCCUUUUGAUGGACGUAACGUUACAACUCUCCGCGUAUACUAUGGUGCUGCGCUCGAUGGAAUAAGAUUGUAUUUAGGCAAAGAGCAAGGGAAUUCGGGUGGAACUCCUGCCGUUCCUCCCAGAACAUACAUAGGAAAGAUAACAAAUGCUAUCAAUUCAAUGAAAAUUCAAGAGCCUGAUGGACCAAGUAUACUCUUCGGGAAGCAAACAAACAACUACUCAGACGUAGUAAUGGAGUCUGGCGAAUACUUGGUUGGAUUUAAUAUCAGAGCUGGUGCUUGGAUAGACGCCUUACAGGUGGUUACCAGUAAAAAUAGGGUUAGUGAAUAUUUUGGUAAUAAAAAUGGAGGCGGACAGCACCAAUUAAUACCACCAGCUGGUCAAUACGUAUUGGGACUUCAUGGAAGAGUUGGUCAAUGGGUUGAUGCUCUAGGUAUAGUUUAUGGUGCCUUAUAG